Molecule: messenger RNA, 1020 nt
Organism: Rhea pennata
Lineage: Eukaryota; Metazoa; Chordata; Aves; Rheiformes; Rheidae
Gene: EFCAB2
Product: EF-hand calcium binding domain 2
Exons: 7
Coding region: 8-499 (163 amino acids)
Cellular component (GO): sperm principal piece
Molecular function (GO): calcium ion binding
Source: RefSeq, a predicted model, not a curated record
UGCCGCCAUGGCGGAGCAGGCGGGGAGCGGCGAGGAUCAUUCAGUACCUGAAAUUGAGGAAAAGAUUGUAGAAGCUUUUGAGGUGUUUGACCAUGAAUGCAAUAAAACUGUGGAUGUCAGAGAGAUCGGCUCAAUUGUCAGGUCACUGGGUUGCUACCCGACUGAGGCAGAACUACACGAACUGCUUGCAGAGGUAGAAGAAGAAGAACCCACUGGAUACAUUAAUUUGAAAAAUUUUCUUCCAGUGAUGACAAGAGCACUACUUGAAAGACGUUACCGGCCUAUUCCAGAAGAUGUUCUUCUACAUGCAUUUGAGGCUUUAGAUGAGAAUAAACAUGGAUAUCUUACUAAAGAGGAGCUGGUAAAAUAUAUGACUGAAGAAGGUGAGCCCUUUACUCAGGAAGAAAUGGAGGACAUGCUCUCUGCUGCUCUAGAUCCAGAGACAAAUACUGUUCGCUACAAAGACUACAUUACGCUGAUGAUAGUAGAUGAUGUUUAAGAGCUUCCCGUAUAGAGUUUGAGUUACUUUUUGGUAACAGCAGGGUAGCUUGGCAGUUAGUUGAAAUAUGUGAAGCAUAGUAUAGCAAAGCUCUGCUUGUGACCUUAUGCUUAUAAUUAAAAUAAAAUCUGUGUAGUUGUAUUUCCUUGGGAUCUGCAUAUGUAUUGAAAUAUAUUCACACCUUGAAAAAGAGCUCUUGACAGAAAUAUUAUGUAAGGGCUGGAAAAUAAAUCAUGGUAUUUGGUUUGAAAAAUAUCAGGAAAAUAAUGGAGACAAAAAUUACUUUACAAUUGUCUUUGAAAAACUAAUGGAAAAAUGAGACCUGUGAAAGCAGAAAAUAAGUUGGUGAGUACCUUAAGAUGACUGAAAAUGUGAAGGCAUGCUACUAAGAUACUGCUUUUAUAUCUAAAAGUAAUCCCUGCUUUUGUUUAACUGAUAAGGUAUUGGGUGGAUUACUACUUUUUAACUAAUAGUAUAGCUCAAAUAAGCUUUUAGUUUCUGUCCAACUUUUGCUUACUGUA